AUUCCUCGCUGGCUUAGAUUUGCUGAGGAUUGGUAGGGCAUAUACGGCUUAUCCCCGUCGGUGCCUGUAUAAUAAUAACAACUACAACAACCUUUAUUUGAGGUUUGAAUUAGAGUGCGGAGCCCGGACGGUGGGGCAGUGCAGUGUUGCCUUCGUGGCCGUCACUCACAGUCGUCAAUAUGAGAUAACCUUCACGCAAACUGCACUAACCAUCAAGAACAACUGUGCGUGGCGAUACAGAAGAAUAUACUGCACCACGUAGCAAGAGUAUAGAAGAGUUGAGGGGCUCUUAGAACACCACAAUGUCGAUUGAAAUUGAAUCGGCGGAUGUCAUCCGUCUGAUUCAGCAGUAUCUCAAGGAGAACAAUCUUGGGAGAACCCUGCGUGCCCUGCAGGAGGAAACUUCAAUCACCCUCAAUACUGUUGACUCUGUUGAGAGUUUCAUGGCAGACAUUAACCAAGGUCAUUGGGAUACUGUACUCAAGGCUAUCCAAACCCUCAAACUUCCUGAUAAGAAACUAAUAGAUUUAUAUGAGCAGGUUGUUCUGGAGCUGAUUGAGCUGCGUGAACUAGGAGCUGCUAAGUCUGUCCUGCGCAACACUGAUCCUCUCAUCAUGUUGAAACAAACUGUGCCUGAAAGGUAUGUUCACUUGGAAAACUUAAUAGCACGUUCAUACUUUGAUCCUCGUGAGGCCUAUCCGGAGGGUGUAACAAAAGAACGGCGCAGAGCUGCUAUUGCAGCUGCACUCGCUGGCGAGGUUUCAGUGGUACCUCCCUCACGUUUAUUGGCUCUACUGGGACAGGCCUUAAAAUGGCAGCAACACCAAGGAUUAUUGCCACCUGGCACUCAGAUUGAUUUAUUCCGUGGUAAGGCAGCCAUGAGGGAACAGGAGGAUGAGAAGGUACCUACGCAACAAGCACGUUUCAUACGUUUCCCCCAGAAAGCCCAUGUAGAGAGUGCACACUUCAGCCCCGAUGGCCAGUACCUUGUCACUGGAAGCUUUGAUGGCAUCAUAGAAGUGUGGAACUUCACAACUGGUAAGAUUCGCAAAGAUUUGAAGUACCAAGAAAAAGAUUCGUAUAUGAUGAUGGAAGCAGCUGUUUUGAGUCUGGCCUUCAGUAGGGACUCUGAGAUGUUGGCAAGUGGCUCACAAGGAGGGCAAGUUAAGGUGUGGAGAGUAAGCACUGGCCAAUGCUUACGGAAAAUUGAAAGAGCACAUUCUGAAGGCGUAACAUCGCUUGCAUUUAAUAAAGACAACAGUCAAGUUAUGUCCACAUCCUUUGAUAACACAUUAAGAAUACAUGGAUUGAAGUCUGGGAAGACUUUAAAAGAGUUCCGUGGUCAUUCGUCCUUCGUGAACCAGGCAACCUUUACUCAAGAUGGUCAUAAUAUUAUAAGUGCAUCAUCUGAUGGGACUGUGAAAGUGUGGUCAGUGAAAACUACAGAGUGUAUUGCAACCUUCAAAUCAUUAGCUGGUGUCACUUCAGCUGAUCUCCCUGUUUAUUCAGUCCAUAUUCUCCCAAAGAAUCCUGACCAUAUUGUAGUGUGCAAUCGCUCCAACACUGUAACUAUCAUGAAUAUGCAGGGACAGACUGUGCGUUCUCUAUCCUCUGGUAAACGAGAGGGUGGUGACUUUGUUGUAUGUGUCGUUUCACCCCGUGGAGAGUGGAUCUUCUGUGUUGGUGAGGACCAUGUCUUGUACUGCUUCUCUACUUCCACUGGCAAGUUGGAGAGAACACUUAAUGUUCAUGAGCAGUCUGUUAUUGGAAUGACCCAUCACCCUCACCAGAACCUGCUGGCUACUUACAGUGAAGAAGGUCUACUCAAAUUGUGGAAGCCUUAAUCUUGACCCUCCAGUUACUGGUGAUGUAUUCUUUAAAUGCACAUGCAUCAUUCAUAUGGAUUUGUAAGGCAGAUUUGAAAGAAAUUAACUGAUUUUUUAGGCACUUUAUUAUUAAGUGUUGAUUAUGUAAUUUUGUACUAGUGAUCUUGAUACUAGUAUAAUAAUUCAAACUUUUGUGGAGUAUUUUGUAUACGCCAGUUUUUAGACGCAGUAUACGGUAGUGUCAAUAUUUACAUGGGCAAUUAUACAAGUUGCUGAAUUGUAAAACAAAAAGACAAAAUGGAAAUGUAAGUAAUAAAUUAAUAACAUAGCCAUUGUGAAUUAAGAACAACUAUAAAACGUGUGUGACUAUUAAAAAUGAAACAGAAGAGUAAAGAAUUCUCUCUUGUAAUGUUUGGUUUUCAUGGAAAAUCAAAGACAAAAUUGCUCUAUAACUUGUUACAAAUGUAACAAAUUAUACACAAAAUUGAAAAUAGUGGUUGUGUGCAGGUUUUAUGUAACCUUGAAUAAAACUAUAUUAUUACAUAUGCAAGUAAAAGGAACCUAAAAUGAAUAAAAUUUGUACUCCU
Messenger RNA from Procambarus clarkii (red swamp crayfish), 2413 nucleotides. RefSeq names its product Smu1 spliceosomal factor (gene Smu1). NCBI's taxonomy places the organism in Eukaryota, Metazoa, Arthropoda, Malacostraca, Decapoda, Cambaridae. Gene Ontology annotation, biological process: mRNA splicing, via spliceosome. Gene Ontology annotation, molecular function: protein binding. Gene Ontology annotation, cellular component: precatalytic spliceosome. The record is from RefSeq and is a predicted model, not a curated record.